AAUAUCCUGAUGAUGCAUCUCGUAAUCCUGAUGCUCUGGACAACUUUAUUGAAAAAGAAUUAUAUAACAAAUUAGAUUAUAUGAAUUUUAAUAUACAAAUGAAAAAAUUAUACACUACAAAAAAGCCUACAAAAGCAAAGAAAAAAACUGUUACAAGAUAUUGUUCUAUAUGCAGAAAAGCUGGGUAUACAAAAACAAAUUGCCCCAAAGUCUGCAGAGCAGGACACUCUGUGUCUAAAAAAGCUAAACAGAUCAAUAAUAUUUCCCAAUAUAGAUAUAUUAGCCAAAGCCAAUCGGAAGAUGAAAUCGAAUAUGAUCAAGAAGAAACUAGCCAAUCAGAAAGUGACCAAGAAAAUAGUGAGAUUGAAUCUCAAGAAACCAAUUGCUUUAAUUUAAAAAAAAAAGUGGGUAAGAAGGCUAUUAAUGAAAAUCAGAUAUAUUUAGAAUCGGUUAAAUAUAUAAUAACAAGAUAUAUUCUCCAAUGUUCUAAAGAAGUUUUAACAGAAAUAUAUACAGAUCUUAGUAAAUUGUUUUCUGAAAUGAAAGACUCAUAUUAUUCAUAUCAUUUAAAAAACUAUACAAAAAAAGAAGUAGACAAGGUCUGGGAAAAUAUAAUAAAAAAGUAUCAAGUUAUUUUAGAACCAUUAUUCCAAACAUGCUCUAGUUUUUCUCACGAGCUCGAGAAGGUAGAGAGGUCUUCCUCUUUAAAUUUCACUAUAAAACAAUAUCAAGAAGCUCAAUUAUAUCGAAAUUGGCUUGACCUAUUAAAAAUAAACUUUUUGCAAAUAAAAAAACCCAAUAAUUAUGCUACUAUUUCAUAUAAAGUAUAUAAUUUAGAAAUACUCCAUGCAUUACUCGAUACAGGUUCAGAUGGGUCACAUAUUUCUGAAAAUAUCGCAAACCAUUUUAUAAAAUAUUUUGGGUUAAAAUUAGAUAGAAAAAAGAUUUAUAGACUAACAGGUACUAUAGGUGAAAAACAAUCUAUUGGAAGCUUUUCUGAUAUACCUGUUACUAUAGGUAUUGAAAAUGAUAUCUUAACAAUUUCAGAUGAGUUUUCAGUUUUACCAACAGAAAAAGAUAAUAAUGGUAAUGAUAUAUCAUUAUUUAUUCUUGGUACUAGAUGGCAACAUCGAGCUGGCUGGGAACCUAUAGUAAAGGGUGAGUUUAUAGCAUCAGCUAAUGGAAAAACUAUUACUAUUCCACUUUCUGUUUAUAAUAAAAAUGAGGAAGCAAAGCUUCAAAUUUCCAAUUCACUCAAAAAAAAAUAA
Molecule: messenger RNA, 1268 nt
Organism: Cetraspora pellucida
Lineage: Eukaryota; Fungi; Glomeromycota; Glomeromycetes; Diversisporales; Gigasporaceae
Source: the annotation of a GenBank genome assembly